Messenger RNA from Wyeomyia smithii (pitcher-plant mosquito), 935 nucleotides. Its product is annotated as NADH-ubiquinone oxidoreductase chain 1-like. Gene Ontology annotation, molecular function: NADH dehydrogenase activity. NCBI's taxonomy places the organism in Eukaryota, Metazoa, Arthropoda, Insecta, Diptera, Culicidae. The record is from RefSeq and is a predicted model, not a curated record. Gene Ontology annotation, biological process: aerobic respiration. Gene Ontology annotation, cellular component: membrane.
AUGGCUGAAAAUAGGAAUAAUUGGAAGAUUAUUAUUAGUUAUUUGUGUAUUAGUGGGGUGGCUUUUUUAACUUUAUUAGAACAAAAAGUUUUAGGAUAUAUUCAAAUUCGAAAAGGUCCUAAUAAAGUAGGCUUUAUUGGAUUAUUACAACCAUUUAGUGAUGCUGUAAAAUUGUUUACUAAAGAAAUUACUUAUCCUUUAUUAUCAAAUUAUAUUUUUUUAUUAUUUUCUCCAAUUUUUUCUUUAUUUUUAUCUUUAUUGAUUUGAAUGAGAAUACCUUAUUUAAUUAAAUUAUAUUCUUUUAAUUUAGGUGUUUUAUUUUUUUUGUGUGUGAUUAGAAUGGGGGUAUACACAGUUAUAGUAGCAGGGUGAUCAUCUAAUUCAAAUUAUGCAUUAUUAGGAGGUUUACGUGCAGUUGCUCAGACUAUUUCUUAUGAAGUUAGUUUAGUUUUAAUUUUAUUAAGUUUUAUUUUUUUAAUUGGUAAUUAUAAUUUAUUAAAUUUUUAUGAGUUUCAGUUAUAUAUAUGAUUUAUUGUAUUUUGUUUUCCUUUAUCAUUAGUAUGAUUUGCUUCUUGUUUAGCAGAAACUAAUCGAACUCCUUUUGAUUUUGCUGAAGGGGAGUCAGAAUUAGUUUCUGGAUUUAAUGUUGAAUAUAGAAGAGGAGGUUUUGCUUAUUUUUUGGCAGAAUAUUCAAGAAUUUUAUUUAUAAGAAUAUUAUUUAGAGUAAUUUUUUUAGGGAGAGAUAUUUAUAAUUUUAUUUUUUUUUAAAAAUUACAAUUAUUUCAUUUUUAUUUAUUUGAGUUCGGGGGACUUUACCUCGAUUUCGGUAUGAUAAAUUAAUAUAUUUAGCUUGAAAGAGAUUUUUACCUAUGUCUUUAAAUUAUUUAUUUUUUUUUAUUGGUGUAAAAAUUUUUAUUUUAUUUUUAUUAUUUUAA